AUGGCCACCUACAAGAUCGCCGCCCCAGAUGAGUACCUCGCCAUCACUGGCAUGGGCGUCAAGUCCGUCAAAAUCACAAAGGCGGCUUGGGUAUGGCCGUUUCAGCGCUGCAUGCGCUUCAGUGUGCAGCCCCACGAUUACAGCAUGAAUCUCCAAGCCAUGACGAAGGAGAAACUGCAGUUCCUGCUGCCUGUAGUCUUCACCGUCGGCCCCGAUGUCAACCAGCGAGGCGCAAAUACCAAGAAAGGUACCGGGAAUGCCGGCCCCGCCGAGGGCGUCCUCGUGGGCGAUGCCACGACAGCCGGCGGCGGCGAGCACGCCCAAGACCACCGGCGCGAGGACCAGGGCGACGCGCUGAUCAAGUACGCCAUGCUCCUUGCCGACUCGGGAAACCACGUCAAGGGGGCCAACAACCACCAGUUCCUCGAGAACAUCGUCAAGGGCAUCAUCGAGGGCGAGACCCGUGUGCUGGUGUCGAGCAUGACCAUGGAGGAGAUCUUCACGGAGCGCGAGGAGUUCAAGCACCGCAUCUUCCGCAACAUCCAGACCGAGCUGAACUCGUUUGGUCUCAUCAUCUACAACUCCAACGUCAAAGAACUCAAGGACGCGCCCAACUCCAUCUACUUCGAGUCGCUCAGCCGCAAGGCGCACGAGGGCGCGACCAACCAGGCCCGUAUCGACGUGGCCGAGGCGCAGCUGCGCGGCAAUGUCGGCGAGGCGAAGCGCAAGGGCGAGCAGGACCGGGAGCUGGCCAAGAUCAACGCCGAGACGGCCGUGCAGAAGACGGAGCGCGACAUUGAGCGGGCGCAGGCCGAGGCCGUGCUGGCGACGCGCAAGACGGAGCUCAACCGCGACGUCGAGAUUGCGCGCAUCACGGCGGGGCGCAACACGGAGGCGCAGGACGAGGACCUCAAGCGCGACGUCGAGAUCAAGCGCGCGGCGGCCGAGAUGGAGCGGCUGCGCGCCAAGGACGUGGUCAAGGCCACCAUCGCGCGCGAGUCGCAGCAGCAGGCGGCCGACGCGCGCGCCUACGAGAUCGAGGCCGAGGCCAAGGCCAACUUCGAGAAGAACAAGCAGACCACCGACGCCGGCGCCUACAAGAUCAAGGUCGACACCGACGCCGCCGUGUACAAGACCAAGCAGGACGCCGAGGCCGACAGUUACGCCGCCCUGCGCAUGGCCGAGGCCGACCUGCAGCGCAAGCUCAAGGAGGCCGAGGGCCUGGCGGCCAUGGCCGAGGCUUAUGGCAAGCUGAGCCACGCCUUUGGCGGCCCCGCGGGGCUGCUGCAGUUCAUGAUGAUCGAGAAGGGCACGUACGUGCAGCUGGCCAAGGCCAACGCGCAGGCCGUCCAGGGCCUGCAGCCCAAGAUCAGCGUGUGGAACACGGGGCCCGAAGCCGGUUCCGGGUCGGGGUCGGACGGCGGCCCCAGCAGCACCGCCGCCAUGCGCAACAUCUACCAGAUGCUGCCGCCGCUCAUGACCACCAUCAACGAGCAGACGGGCAUCACCCUCCCCGAGUGGCAGUUUGGCCGCCUCGCUGGCCAAAUGUCGCAGCUCGAGCGCGGCGGCGGUGCCGACCUGAAGUCUAACGGCAAGGUCGUGUAG
Molecule: messenger RNA, 1605 nt
Organism: Lasiosphaeria miniovina
Lineage: Eukaryota; Fungi; Ascomycota; Sordariomycetes; Sordariales; Lasiosphaeriaceae
Exons: 3
Coding region: 1-1605 (534 amino acids)
Biological process (GO): protein localization to plasma membrane
Cellular component (GO): plasma membrane
Source: RefSeq, a predicted model, not a curated record